Molecule: messenger RNA, 2696 nt
Organism: Varanus komodoensis (Komodo dragon)
Lineage: Eukaryota; Metazoa; Chordata; Lepidosauria; Squamata; Varanidae
Gene: LRP8
Product: LDL receptor related protein 8
Exons: 18
Coding region: 6-2696 (896 amino acids)
Molecular function (GO): protein binding; calcium ion binding
Source: RefSeq, a predicted model, not a curated record
ACGCCAUGUGUCUCCCGGCUCUGACCAGGCUUCUGCUCCUUCAUCUGCUCCUGACCAAGCUCCACAUCGCUAGAGGCUCUGCGAAGGAGUGCGAGGAGGACCAGUUCCAGUGCCGGAAUGAACGCUGCAUUCCUUCUAUUUGGAAAUGCGACGAGGAUGAUGACUGCUCAGAUAAUAGUGACGAGGCAGAUUGCCCCAAGAAGACCUGUGCAGAAACUGAUUUCACUUGCAACAAUGGCCACUGCAUUCCAUCCAGGUGGAAGUGUGAUGGUGAAGAGGAAUGCCCAGAUGGAUCUGAUGAAUCUGAAGCAACAUGCACUAAACAAGUAUGUCUAGCUGAAAAAAUUAGCUGUGGAGACUCCAGUAAUAAAUGCAUUCCUUCUUCAUGGAGAUGUGAUGGAGAAAAAGACUGUGAAAGUGGAGUUGAUGAGGCAGGUUGCACUAAUGUCUGUUCUUCUAGCGAGUUCCAGUGCAGUAACAAGACCUGCAUAGCUACAAUCUUCGUCUGUGAUGGAGACGAUGACUGUGGAGAUGGCAGUGAUGAGAGGAAGUGCCCUCCCCUCACUUGCAACCCCAAUGAGUUCCAGUGCAACAACAGCUUGUGCAUCCCGCAGAUCUGGGUCUGUGACAGCCAGCCUGAUUGUGAGGACCAUUCAGAUGAGUCAAUGGAGAAGUGUGGCUACAAACUCAAGCCACAGGUCAUGAGCACCUGUGCAGCUCAUGAGUUCCGGUGUGGCAACGGAGAAUGCAUUCAUCUCAAUUGGAAGUGUGAUGGAGAUGAAGACUGCAAAGACAAGUCUGAUGAGCAAGACUGCCCCUUGGUGACCUGCAGACCUGACGAGUUCCAGUGUGGCGAUGGGACCUGCAUCCAUGGAGCCAAACAGUGCAACAAGGUGCAUGACUGCCCCGACAAUAGUGAUGAAGCCGGCUGUGUCAAUGGGAUAAAUGAAUGUGCACUCAACAAUGGCGGUUGCUCCCACAUUUGCAGAGACCUGAAGAUUGGCUAUGCCUGUGAAUGUCCUCCUGGAUAUAAACUUCUGGAUAAGAAAACAUGUGGAGACAUUGAUGAAUGUGAGAAUCCUGAUGCUUGCAGCCAAAUCUGCAUUAACUACAAAGGGGACUAUAAAUGUGAAUGCUAUGAGGGUUAUGAGAUGGACACCCUAUCCAAAAACUGCAAAGCUGUAGGAUUCUGUUCCAUGGCAGGGAAGAGUCCAUACCUCAUCUUCACGAACCGUCACGAAGUACGCAAGAUUGACUUGGUGAAACGAGACUACUCUCGCAUUAUCCCCAUGCUGAAGAAUGUGGUUGCUUUGGAUGUGGAGGUGGCAACCAACAGAAUAUACUGGUGUGAUUUAUUCUACAGAAAGAUAUACAGUGCCUACAUUGACAAAGCCAGUGACACAGCUGAGCAGAUGGUUCUGAUAGAUAGCCAGCUGAACUCACCAGAAGGCCUGGCAAUGGAUUGGGUUCAUAAGAACAUCUACUGGACAGAUUCAGGGAACAAGACCAUUUCGGUAGCCACAGCUGAUGGGAAAAAGAGGAAGACACUGUUCAGCACUAAUUUAAGUGAGCCCAGAGCCAUUGCAGUGGAUCCAACACGUGGAUUCAUGUAUUGGUCUGACUGGGGCGAUGCAGCCAAAAUUGAGAAAUCUGGAUUGAAUGGUGUGGAUCGACAAGUUCUUGUGACAGACAACAUUGAAUGGCCCAAUGGUAUUACACUGGAUUUAUUGAAUCAGCGCCUUUACUGGGUAGACUCUAAGCUGCACGUGCUUUCAAGUGUUGAUUUCAACGGCAGCAACAGGAAAGUUCUCAUCUCUUCUGUGGAUGACCUGAGCCAUCCAUUUGGAUUAGCAGUGUUUGAGGACAGAGUAUUCUGGACUGACUUAGAAAAUGAGGCAAUUUUCAGUGCCAAUAGGCUGAAUGGUCUAGAUAUCUCGAUUUUGGCUGAGAACCUCAAUAACCCACAUGAUAUUAUAGUCUUUCAUGAGCUGAAACAGCCAAAAGCUCCAGAUGUUUGUGAGCAAAGUUCUCUGCCAAAUGGAGGCUGUGAAUACCUUUGUCUUCCUGCACCCCAGAUCUCUGCACACUCUCCAAAGUAUACAUGUGCUUGUCCUGACAAUCUGUGGUUGGGUCCUGAUAUGAAAAAGUGCUAUAAAGAGCUUCCAGCUACCUCAAGUAACACACCUACUACUACUCCUCUUACUACUGCUAAAACCCACUUGCCCAAUUUUACUGCUGUUGUGACAACCAUGACUACCACCAUCUUUGUUACAACCAGCAACACCAGCAAUAUUAGAACAGAAACCCAAGGAACCACGUCACGUGUCUUCCUGGGCACUACCAGCAUUCCUUCAGCUACAACCCCAGCAGACUCAAGAAUGACAACACCAGGAAACAGCAAUCUCUCGCAGCACUAUGCUAACGAUGGACAAGGGUUUGGAUCAACUGUGAUGGCAGCCACUAUAGGAAUUAUUGUUCCUAUUGUGGUGAUUGGUUUGCUGUGCAUGGGAGGGUACCUCAUCUGGAGAAACUGGAAACGGAAAAACACAAAGAGCAUGAACUUUGAUAAUCCUGUAUACAGGAAGACUACAGAAGAGGAAGAUGAAGAUGAAAUCCAUAUUGGGAGAACAGCGCAGAUCGGACAUGUGUACCCAGCACGUGUAGCAUUAAGCCUAGAAGAUGAUGGGUUGCCAUGA